UACGCCGUGCGGAGGAAAAUAACUUUUAUUUUCCUUUCGUAAGCCUCCAGCAGUGAACCAUCGAUAAAAGACCAAUCCCUUCUUCGUCAGUGAUAAUAGACCAUCUCCAGCAACGUCUCAUCGGCAAACCACUCCCUUCUUCGCCGGCGGCAUCUCCAGCUGCGGCAAAGACCCGCUUUCAGAGCCAAUGUUAACGGCUCAUACCCACUCUGGCAGCGACAUCUCAUCCCCGUUCCUGCAACAGCAUCUCUAACAAGGGUGAAGACUCCUCAAGUAUUUCCAGAGGGAGCUUUGAUGGAGGGAUUAAUUAGUGCACAAUUGAACCCAAUUCGCACCCAUUCUACACAAGAAAGUUCUGUUUUUUUCCCUACAUUUUCUCUGAGGAUAAAGACAAUUGGCUUUGGUAAUAAAUUGGAGGCAAUGAGAAAUCUUAAAUCAGACACUUCAAUCAAUGCUUCGGUUCAGCCAUUGGAGGCCUCAAAAGAGGGCCAGUUCAACAAAGCAUUGCCAUCAAAAGAGGUCCUUGAGGUGUGGCGCGAUGCUGAUGCUGUAUGCUUUGACGUGGAUAGUACAGUAUGCCUAGAUGAGGGCAUUGAUGAACUUGCUGAGUUUUGCGGAGCUGGAAAGGCUGUUGCAGAAUGGACUGCUAGGGCAAUGAGUGGUUCUAUUCCUUUUGAGGAUGCCUUGGCUGCAAGAUUGUCUCUGUUUAAUCCUUCAAUAGCACAAGUCCAAGAUUUCCUUGAAAAGAGACCUCCAAGAAUUUCUCCUGGGAUUGAUGAGUUAGUCAAGAAGAUGAAGGCUAGAAACACUGAUGUUUAUCUGAUCUCUGGAGGAUUUCGCCAAAUGAUCAAUCCUGUUGCAUCAAUUCUUGGAAUUCCUGUUGACCACAUUUUUGCCAAUCAACUUCUUUUUGGAAGUGCUGGAGAGUUUUUGGGGUUUGAUACAGAUGAGCCAACGUCUAGGAGUGGAGGAAAAGCUAUUGCUGUUCAGCAGAUAAGGAAGGCUAAUGGAUAUAAAUUGCUGGUCAUGAUUGGAGAUGGUGCAACUGAUCUUGAGGCUCGCAAACCAGGAGGUGCCGACUUAUUUGUAUGCUAUGCUGGGGUUCAGCUUCGAGAAGCUGUUGCAGCUAAAGCUGAUUGGCUGGUGUUCAAUUUUAAGGACUUGGUUGAUAGCCUGGAGUAGCAUGCACCCAUUUUUCUUGAUUGAUACCUUUUUUCUGUUUCCUUUUGGGUGGUGGUUCUCUUUCUUUCACUUUACUAUUAUUGAUUUUUUGGGGGUACUAGAGUUCUAUGGGUUAUAACUACCAUGCUUCCAAAGAUCUUCUGCGUCAGUAUAUGUAUUCUUUGACAAACAUUUUAUGUAUGUAAUUUGUGAAAAUGACAGUCCUGAACCGUCUUGCCCAUUCCUGA
Molecule: messenger RNA, 1409 nt
Organism: Coffea arabica (coffee)
Lineage: Eukaryota; Viridiplantae; Streptophyta; Magnoliopsida; Gentianales; Rubiaceae
Product: phosphoserine phosphatase, chloroplastic-like
Biological process (GO): dephosphorylation; L-serine biosynthetic process
Cellular component (GO): chloroplast; cytoplasm
Molecular function (GO): L-phosphoserine phosphatase activity; magnesium ion binding
Source: RefSeq, a predicted model, not a curated record